GACACAGAAUCUGAAACGGGCUCCAGGCUCUGAGCAGUCAGCACAGAGCCCGAUGCAGGGCUUGAACUCACAGACCGUGAGAUCAUGACCUGAGCCGAAGUCGGAUGCUUAACUGACUGAGCCACCCAGGCGCCCCCCCUUAUUAUCCUUUUAAUGUUUGUAGGAUCUGUAGUGAGGUUAUUUCUUUCCCAAGUUUGGUAGGUUCUUGCUCAGUUUGGCUGAAGUUUUAUCAAUUUUAUUGUUGUGGUUUUUCCAAAGAACCAGCUUUUGGUUCAUCAGUUGUUCUGUUUGUUUUAUUAUAAACGCCAUUGUUUUCUGCUCUCUAUAGACUUCCAUUGCUUACUUUGGGUUUAAUUCACCUUUUUUUUUUUUUUUUUAAGUUUAUUUAUUUAUUCUGAGAGGGAGAGAGGGCAAGAAUCCCAAGCAGGUGCCACAUGAUCAGUGCAGAGCCAGUGCAGGGCUCGAACUCAUGAGUCACGAGAUCACGACCUGGGCUGAAAUCAGAAGACGCUUGGCAGACUAAGCCACCCAGGCACCCCACACCCUUUUUUUAAGGUAGAAACUUAGGUCACUGAGACCCUCUUUUCCAAAUAUAAGAAAUAUGUAUAGACAAACAUAAGAAAAUUGGGAAAAAACAGUGCAAAAGCAAUUAACGUAUUGGAAAUUAAAACUGAAUUUUUACUUACCAAUUUUCUGACAUUUGCACUGUUGCUUUUCACAGUUGUUUUCUACUAUAGUUUUUUUUUAAAUUCUGAUAAUACAAAUAAUACAUGCUGUUAAAUUUCAAAUUAUGUGGAAUUGCGUUUGUUAGGAUAAGGCAUAGCAAAUGAUCACAAAAUCCUUGCAGCUUAACACAACAGACUUUUAUUUCUUGCCUGCACCAUACAUUCACCAUGGGUCAUCAGCGGCUUUGCUCCACACGGUCACUCAAGGACCCAUGUCGACAGAGGCUUCACCAUCUUGAGCUAUUACCAUCUGGAACACACGGCCUUUAUAUUCCCUAUGGCAGAAGAGAACACUGAAGGGGGUUCUAUGCAAUUAAAUGCUUUGGCCUCAUAGCCCUUUAGCCAGAAAUAGCCACUUCACAGGCUAAUCCUAACAAAGAAGUGAAAUCUUUCUGUGGGCCUAGAAGCCGAGAAGUAGGUAGGAGUGAAUACUGUAAAUCUAUACUCCAGGAAAAAAUAGAGAUUACUUCUCAUUCUGCUGUGAGAUAAUCCCUACCUACUUCCUGUAUUCCUGCCUGGCCUUUCUGACCUUCUUCAUGGCCAAUCUUAUGUUUGGGGUUGGUGGGAAUUACUCCUGUGAUCUGAUUCAUAUGUGAUUCAUAUUUUGUUCUACCUUUGCAGCUCUAACAUUUUAUAAGUAUGUGAAUGAGACGUGUGAAAGGGCAAAUCAAGAAUCCUUUGCUACAUGAAAAUUUCACAUUUUUAAAACCUUGCUUUAGAGUAUCUCUGAAAGAUACAUAAGUAACUGGUAACCAUGGUAUUAUCUAGGGAGGGAACUGUACUGGACAGUGAUUAGUUGGGGGUAAGGGUGGGCAGGAUGAAUAAUUUUUACAGCAGACACUUCUGUUGAGUUUUAUACCGUGUAAAUUACAUUACCUAUUUAAAAAAAAAACACGGAAAAUCUUAUUUUCUGCAUUGUCUUUCUAUAUUGAAUUAUACCAUGUAAAUGAAUAAAAACAUCGGUUUCUUCAAAAGUUGUCAGAGUCAAAUGACAUUUUGUUUUUUUCACUGAAUUUUGACAUAUCAAGUAAGGACCGUAUCUUGAAAAGUUUAUUUACUUUUCAGAAGAAUAAAAUUACAUUAUCCAAGUAGAUCAGUUAGUUACGGUCCUUUGGGUACCAGUAAUCAACACAGUCACUUUUACUUGGAUGUCACCUUUUCAGAAAGCUUUUUCAUGUACAUAGAUUGGGUCCCUUUUUACAUUUCCAGUUGUGAGUUGAGCCAUAAUGAGCUUACUGUCCGCUCCCACCUUUAUCAGUCAUCCAGCCAGAAAAUGUGCUUAUUAACACCUGAGCCUCUUUCCUCAUGGGGAAAAAUCUAUACCUUCCGUGAUUAUUGUAAGGGGAAGGCGGAAGGUAUAUAAACCCCUGGACAAGGCUCAAUACAUUCGUUAUUUAGCCACAGGCUUGCCUCCGUUCAUUGGUUUCAGCAAAUCUAACUACAGUGCCAGUUCCAAUUUCUGUAUGAGAGUAGACCGGAAUGUCAAUCCUGCUCCCCUUUGCAUACCGCUGUUUAAUGCAAAUCGUUCUGUCAAGCUUUUCUGAGAUUGCAUGGUGCAACUAUUUGAUUAUAAUAUUACGUAUACACCUUUUUUAUUUUACUCUCAAACUCUCAUGUAUGUACACAGGACUUUGUAAAAGCUACAUGAUGUACGAUAUUGCAACUGAUUAAAUGUAGAUAAUUGAGCAGCCUGCUAUUGAGCUAGACACCAGAGCAGUCUGUGAAAUGUGAAAAAAAAAUGCCACUCGGCUCCCUAAAUCUUUUUUGUUUGGUAAAACACAGUAGUCUUUCAUUAAAAAAAAAAAAAUGUUCCUUAUGUUAAUAUGCAACAAGUGUCAAAAGGUCCUGAAACCAAACAGUUGGAGAACUUCUGGUUUGGACUCUGAAGCCCGGGAGCGAACACUGCAAACAAGGUUUUAUCAAAUAGGUGCCAUGUUACGUCUACACAUAUCUCAGGGUCUUUGGGAGACUUCAACCUAAAUGUAUCCCCUUUCUUCCUUUUCCUGGAAAAAAAAGAAUAUAAGCAGUUAAUUAAUGCCACAGAAAGUUAUAGUUUUUCUAGGCAGAGAACUAGAGCCAGUAGAUGACACUGAACUCCCAUUAAGAUGGCUAUAAAUGAUGGUUAUUUUUGUUUUCUAUCUUUCACACAGAGCUUGUUCACACUGGUAUGCCAGGUACCAAGAGUAAGAUCACUGAAGGCAGUAAAAUUGAAAUUGGAAGACUGUCAGCCAAGAAAGACCUACUAGAGGAAGCAGAGGAUGGAAAAUAAAGUGAAGCAGUGUUUUGUGGUGUGUAUUUCAGCAGGCCUUCUGCAGUUCAACUAAAAACAUGACUGCUCUUUCUUCCGGGAACUGCUCUUUUCAGUACCAGUUACGUCAAGCAAAUCGGUCCCUAGAUGGUAACUGUCUGCUAUUCUUGAUAAUACUUGGGAAAGUAUUACUAAAUACCCUCACACUAGGAAUGAGAAGAAAAAACACCUGUCACAAUUUUAUGGAGUAUUUUUGCUUUUCACUAGCAUUCAUUGAUUUUUUACUUCUAGUAAACAUUUCCAUUAUAUACUACUACAGAGAUUUUGUACUUUUAGGUGUUAGGUUUACUAAAUACCACAUCUGCCUAUUUACUCAAAUUAUUUCAUUUACUUACGGUUUUUUGCAUUAUCCGGUUUUCCUGAUAGCUUGUAUAGAUUAUUACCUGAAUUUCUCUAAAACUCCAAAGCUUGCAUUGAAAUGCAAAAAAAAAUUUUAUUUCUUUACAGUAAUUUUAAUUUGGAUUUCAGUCCUUGCUUAUGUUUUGAGGGAUCCAGGUAUCUAUCAAAGCCUGAAGGCACAGAGUGUUUAUGCUUAUCAAUGUCCUUUCUACAUUAGCAUUCAGAGUUACUGGCUGUCAUUUUCCAUGGUGAUGAUUUUAUUUAUGGCUUUUAUAACCUCUUGGUCAGAAGUGAUUGCCUUGGUGCAGGCUGUUAGGAUGACUUCCUAUAUGAAUGAGACUAUUCUGUAUUUUCCCUUUUCUUCCCAUUCUAGUUAUACUCUGAGCUCUAAGAAAGCACUCUUGCCCAAGUUCAUUAUCUGUUUUCUCGGUACCUGGCUACCAUUUGUACUACUUCAAGUAAUUAUCCUUCUACUUAAAGUACAGAUUCCAGCAUAUAUUGAGAUGAACAUUCCGUGGUUGUACUUUGUCAAUAGUUUUCUCAUUGCCACAGUUUACUGGUUUAAUUCUCACAAGCUUAAUUUGAGAGAUGUUGCAUUACCUGCGGAUCCUUUCGUCAACUGGAAAUGCUGCUUCAUUCCACUUACAAUUCAUAAUCUUGAGCAAAUUGAAAAGCCUAUAUCAAUAAUAAUUUGUUAAUGUUGCCAUGUGAAAACUAAUUCAAACUGACAACUACAAUAAGAAUCGUAACUUUACAAAUGGGAAAGAAUGAUGACUCAGGACAUACAAAGAUUGAACUGAAACCGCCCCCGACCCACCCCAUGCCUCCAGCCCCAACUUUCAUACCUUUUCACAAUGUGUCUUUUGGGACUAUGGUAUUAAAAACAAAAUAAUUCCAAGAAAAAUGUUUAUGCCUGUUCUGGAACACUGCAUGUUGCAAAUACUAAUUUAGCAAAGAAGUGAAACGAGUUAAUAUUUGGCCAGUAAUACUGAUCUGUGUUACCCAAAAAAUUACUGGAUGCAAACUGUUAUGUAAAUCUGAGAUUCACUGCCAGUAACAUACAAAUGUAACUAAACACUUUUAUUAAAUUCAGAGCAAGAAAAUCAAGAUCAUUUUCUGAAAAUUAUUUGAUAUAAAUAUUCUUUAACAUAAGGGGAAGAGAGAGUAGCUCAAUUUAAAUUUACGUAAUUGAAAAAAAAAAUGAUCUCUGUUCUUAAUGCAGAUAAUCCUGGAAGAAAAGUUUUAGUUGCUCACCUUACAGAAUUGGGAGUAGUGACUAGGUCUCUUUCCAUGACAUACCAGAUUCAUUUUCAUUUAUAACUUGUAUGUCACAUACUUGCAUGUCAAAUCAUAAUCACAUUGGCAGUGUAUCACACUGUAAAAGUAAAGGAGGGCUUCUUAUCCUCAGCACUAGUCACAUUUUGGGUCGGAUAACUUUUUGUUGGAGACUGCCCUGUGCAUCGUAGGAUAUUUAGCAGCACCCCUUCCCUUUGCCCACUAGAUGCCAAUCAAAAUGUCUCCAGACACUGCCAAACUUACCUUGGUCGGCAGAAUUGCCCCCCUCUUGAGAACUGCUAGAGUAAAUCAAUCCAAACGGCAAAAUCAUCUGAAGUCACUUUGUUACAGAUUUUGUUUAAUCUGUCACAGUUUCUGAAUUUGGUCCCUUCUCUGUGUUACUAAGUGUACCACUUUCUAAUUCGCCAUUACAUAGGACUGAGAUACUUUUUUUAAAUAAAGUUUUUUAACUAUAUUUAUUUUUUGAGAGAGAGAAAUAGAGAGCAAGUGGGGGAGGGGCAGGGAGAGGGAGACAAUCCUAAGCAGGUUCUGCACUGUCAGCAGAGACCCCGAUGCAGGGCUUGAGCUCGUGAACUGGGAGAUCAUGACCUGAGCUGAAAUGAAGAGUCAGAUGCUUAACCGACUGAGCCACCCAGGAGCGCCCCAGGACUGAGAUACUUUAAAAUAUAUUGUACUUCGUUAGUAAAGAUUUACACUCUGCAGAUUUCAAAUAGGCAAAUUUGUAACUAUUUCAAAGCCCUCAUAAACUUAAAAAAAGAAAUUAUUCAAUAGACCAGCCAAAUGGAAGAGGCUUUUAUUUGUAAAGAAAUGAACUUACAACUGGUCUACAAUAUAUUAUUGUAAUAUAAACAAUAUAAAUAAAUGAUCCUGUAGGCCCACUAACCUUCCAUCCAGACCCACAUGAGGCAAUGUUAACAACAAUAUUCUAUGUGAAAAUGUGCAGGUAACAAAGGUGCAAUUACAAGCAAGUUUAAGCAGCAGAGUAUAAGGUGCUUUAAUUUAACAGUUAAUGUUGCCAUCAACAAACAUUUGAAUGUUCAAUUUUACUUCACUGAAUACAGACACAACAAAUAUGAAAAUCUAAAAUUCAUACACAUGCUACUUGUUAAUAUGAAAGUGCUUUCUCUUUUAAAAAAAUACACCAAAUGGACAGUCUUUUUACAUAGAUCAUGGUGUGCUCUUAUUAAUGCAAAAUUAACUUCAUUUUCAGGUUAUACAUUUUAAAAUGGUAGCUAUAGACACCAAUCUAGGAAUGCUAAUGCUAAGAGUGCUAAACUAUUUCAUUUCCUGUAAGGAGGACUGUAAUACAAUAUCCAAUGUAAAGAAUACAUGUAUAUAUAAUCUUAACAUUUGUUUCUGUAAAAGUAAAAAAGGUUUCCUUUCCCCUUGGUGACGCUCUGCUCAACCUGGAUGGAUCAGCUUUUGAGGUUAAUAUGAAAGUCCUAUGUUAGGAUAAUGGGAGGAACCAAAAGGAAUUAAAAAUCAGUUAACAUGUGCUUGAAGCAUCAAAAAAAAUCACAAUUUGCCUUUGUGAAAUCAAAAGACUUUUUUUUAACAAGCAAGACAAAAACAGUAAUUUAACAGAGGCUUGGCAUGCCUGCCUCUCCUCUGUCAGUGCCCCUCCUGCACACUGUCUACAAGUCCAGUCUGCACCACAGCUCACUCCUGACUCUGAGGACCGUUUUUAGAACUCACUUUGACUUUUUCCUAUGGAAAAAAACAAGACCAAGCUUUUGAAUGAAGUGAUUGGGAAUCUAGUUAAAUGUCUUGGAAAUGAAACAUCUAAAAUUAUAUCAUCUUUGCCCAGCCCGUUCAUUUUUUAAAAUUUAAAAAUACAUAUACAAAAGUAUGCAGUAGAUAUUUUAAUAGCAUAAAAUAUUUGAAAAAUUAGGUAAAUUAAAAUAUUUUAAAAGUACACUUUAACCAAUACCAUGGCAAAUUUUUUUAAACCCAGACUAUCUGGUUACUUGGAUGUCUGUGUUCUAUUUUCAAUCAGUUUUAGAUUCUAAUCUAUCAUGUAUCUGGACGUUUUCCUGCUUUAAAAAGCUGUGACUAUGAUGAAUAAAAGAUGUUUUUAAAUAUUAGGUAUUUUCAUUUUGUAUCUUUAUGGAGAAUGUUAGCAUCAAGUGAUGUUAAUCUGUUUCGCUGGGCCAACAGGAAUGACAACAUAAUUUCACAGGAUCCCCAAGUGGUAAGGAAACGUCACCCAAUUAAUGCCAUUCAACGUUUACUCCCCAAAUAGUUGUCAAUUCAAGCAUGGAAGGGUUUUAUGUUUACCAGUUAAAGGAAACCCUUUUCCUAUGUAAUACAUGUGUGCUCUCUAAAAAGUAAGUAUUUGUAAUAAUAAAAUUUUGUGUAAUUUCUUGCUUUAAAAGCAAAAGAGAAUAAAAAACCUGUUCAGCGAUCUUUUCAGUUGCAGAAAGUUACUUCACUGUCAAUAGUGGGUGUAAAGCUUUUGUAGUUAAAAAUGUAUAGUAAGUCAGCAUCGGCUUCUAUCUUUGUAUUGUUCUGUCACACACCCUGUAUAGCAACACUUCUGGAAUAGAUUCAAAGUGUCAAAAUAAUUCUGAGAAAUACGGGCUGUCACAAAAGUCUCAGAAUGUAGAUCCUUAUUAGGUGCCCUUGAUUUUAUAACCUAAUCAGGUUUAUUAUUGGCUGAUUUGUAUGUGAAAUGUGUUUUAGGAAUUGUGCUGUGAUUCACCAGACCACCCCCUACCCCCACCGCCCCGAUGUCAUCUAGCUAAAUACUUCACCCAGUGCAUAAAAGUUUCCCUCUCAGUUCGAUACAGUAAGUAAAUAAUGUCCAUGUUUGUUUUAAGCCACAAUUAGAAUUUUGUUUUGGAAGAUUUUGUUCACUUAUUACUAGUUCCUGUCAUAUAUA
Acinonyx jubatus (cheetah) is the source of this 7549-nucleotide messenger RNA. It is a transcript of the gene GPR160, whose product is annotated as G protein-coupled receptor 160. NCBI's taxonomy places the organism in Eukaryota, Metazoa, Chordata, Mammalia, Carnivora, Felidae. The record is from RefSeq and is a predicted model, not a curated record. The transcript has 2 exons. Bases 3054 to 4070 code for a protein of 338 amino acids. Gene Ontology annotation, cellular component: signaling receptor complex; plasma membrane.